CCUGCUCUGAGGUCAUAAUACUGCUACUAUCUCGGUGACUACCACCUAGCUGGUAGGCAUGCUUGGCAUGGUUAAAAUUUGAUGCCCAUCGGGAAUGGUUAACCUUGGUGGUAGAUAGUAUGACUCGAUGACAAUCUCCGCCAAGCACAUGUGCGAGUGCUCUCUGCAAGUACUGUAGUGCUGGCUGCUACCCAACUAUCAGGCACUACCUCAUAUCUCCCACCAAGUCCAGUAAUUUGAACGUAGCUAGCAUGGGAUCUGAUCCUGCAGACGUCGCUCCCGCGGUGAUGGGCACGCAGGAUGUGCAAAGGACAACCGGCCGGAGCAAGCUUUACGGCCUCGUGCACAAACUCCCUGCUCACACGGGCUGGGUGAGGAAUCCUAUUCAAUGCAGCCAAUAUCGAUCGACCCGCUCGCGGGAGGCGGGGAAUAUUGCACGGGAGACAGCCUACCAACAUGUAUCAGGACUAGUCUGGCAGGCUAUCAAAGCAAAGAAGGGAGCGCCAGACUCUUUUGUGAGGGUACAUGAAUCGACAAAGCUCGGUAACGGUAGCGAGCAGACUCAAGGGAAGGAUGGAGAGGCUGAGAGCCCUGGAAAACGUGGGCUUAGUCAGAAGAUGAUAGGUAACAUGUCAGGAGUGAUGGCUGUUGCCCCUCGUGUGUACUCAUUGAGCUUGUGUUAGCCGAGCGGCGAUAUCAAGUCGACAGCCGUUGAGGGGAGCGGGACGUUGUGCUAGAGGCCCUUGAGGCCAUGAGGUUGCGACGGCGCUGGCUCCGAGGUGGCUGUGAUUGGCCCCGGUACGAAUAAGUGACACACGCAAGUCGCUGACAGGCUCAAAGUGCCACAAGCCGUAAUGAGGAUGAGUGAGUGAGUGAGCGAAUGGAUGUAGAGCAUCCGGAAUUGGGAUUUCGGACUGCCUGUAUACUGUACAGUGAGCACUGUACGGGUUGCUCA
Trichoderma harzianum CBS 226.95 is the source of this 955-nucleotide messenger RNA. RefSeq lists its product as hypothetical. NCBI's taxonomy places the organism in Eukaryota, Fungi, Ascomycota, Sordariomycetes, Hypocreales, Hypocreaceae. The transcript has a single exon. The record is from RefSeq and is a predicted model, not a curated record. Bases 252 to 683 code for a protein of 143 amino acids.